AUGCCAGGCGAGACGCUAGCUCUUCCGGCGCCGCCGCCGGGCGGCUUGAAAGACGCUACACCGUCAGUCCUGACGGCCGAAGAACGGUCCGGCCAGCAGAAACCGGCGGAGAAGCCGAAACCGGUGGUGGUCGCAACACAGACGAAGACGAUCGGCAUCAUUCAUCCGCCUCCCGAUAUUCGCAGCAUCGUCGACAAAACCGCCACGUUCGUCGCGCGCAACGGCCCGGAUUUUGAGAAGAAGAUUCUCGCCGCCAACAAGGGAAACGUCAAGUUUAAUUUCCUAACACCCACGGAUCCCUACCAUGCGUACUACCGGCACAAGAUUAACGAGCAGCUGGCGCAGCUUAAUCUCCCCGCCCAGCCGGAACCUACAGCUGCCGAGCCGGCAGCAGGCUCGGCAGCCGGAGCUCCGGCCGGGGCAGCUCCGGGAGCAGCCGGGGCUGCAGCUGCGGUUGUCAAGCCUGCAGGCCCGGCAGGGCCUUUUCCGGAGGCUGGAAAAGACGCAGCGGCAGCAGGGGCUUCGGCAGCAGCGGCGAAGCUUCCGGAUCUGCCCGAGCCGGAGCAGUACACGGUUCGGAUCCCCGAAGGCAUGUCCGGGCAGGAUUUGGACGUUAUCAAGCUGACCGCGCAGCUCGUGGCGCGCAACGGCAAGACGUUCCUAACGGGCUUAAUUAGUCGCGAGCACAUGAACCCGCAGUUUAAUUUCCUCAAGCCCACGCACAGCCUAUUCACCUUCUUCACCGCUCUCGCGGACGCAUACUCGAAAGUACUCAUGCCUCCUAAGGAGGUAUUGGACAAGGUAAAACGCGACGCGGGGCCGGGCGGGCCGGCCGCGAUCAUGGCACGGAUCCAGACGCGGCUCGACUACGAGAAGAAGCAGGAGAAGGCGCGGAAGAAGGCGGAGGACGAGAUCGAGCAGGAGCGAUUACAGAUGGCUUUAAUCGACUGGCACGAUUUCAUAGUCGUAGAGACUAUUGAGUUCGCGGACGACGAGGAGGCGGAGCUGCCCGUUCCGAUGACUAUAGAGGAGGUGAUUAGAAAGAGCAAGCAGCUCGGCGCGGACGAGGAGUUGGAAGCGGAGGACGCGGCGGCCGUCGCGGCGGCGGAGGCGGGCGCGAAGCCCGGGACGAAGGCGGCGGCGGCGGCGGCGGAGAAGGCGCGGGGGGAGAAGGAGGCGGCGCAGGCGAUGGACGCGGAGGAGAUGAAGCUGGUCGAGGAGGGGAUGCGCGCGGCGGGAAUCGCGGAGGGGGAGCGCGGGGAGGGGGAGAAGGGCGCGGAGAAAGGGGAAGGGGAGAAGGCGGAAGGGGAGAGGGGAGGGGAGGAGAUGGAGAUGGAGGAGGAGGGAGGUGCGCCUGCUGGUGUUCCGCCGCCCCCGCCACCACCGCCGCCGCCGCCUGCUGAAGGGGAGGAGAACGAGAUGGACAUGGAGGAAGAAGAAGAGGAGGCACCGAUGCGCAUCGUGCGCAACUGGAAGCGACCCGAAGAACGAGCAGCAGCGGAGCAGGACCCCACCAAGGUGGUGGUCUCCCCCAUCACGGGCGAGCUCAUCCCGAUCGCCGACAUGGCGGAGCACAUGCGCAUCUCGCUGAUCGACCCCAAGUACGGAGCAGAAGGAACGCAUGCUCGCGAAGCUGCGCGAGAACACCCUCGCCAACGACGACGAGAUCUCCCGCAACAUCGUCGGCCUCGCGAAAACCCGCCCGGAUAUCUUCGGCACCACCGCGGAGGAGGUUUCGGAGGCGGUGCGGGCGGAGAUGGAGAAGAAGAAGGACGAGGGCGCGCCGAGCCGGGCAACAUGCCUCCACCCAUCGCCACCAUGGCUGCGUACGGCAUGCCCCGCAUGCCCAUGCCAGGGAUGCCUGGCAUGCCGGGUAUGCCUGGGAUGCCUGUUGGGAUGAUGAAUCCCAUGCUGAUGGCUCAGAACCAAGCUGCGGCUGCUGCGGCUGCUGCGGCUGCAGCAGCAGGAGGGAUGUUUGGCAUGCGGCCGCCCAUGAUGGCGGCGCCAGGGCAGGCAGGGAUGGUGCCGGGAGGGUUCCCGGGGUUCCCAGGGGGCAUGCCCAUGGGUGUGCCGAUGGGGAUGCUGGGAGCGGUGCAGAUGGGUAUGGGGAUGGUUCCAGGGGCUAUGGUGCCUGGAGGUGCUGCGGCGGCGGCGGCAGGAGGGGGAGGGGAGGAGGAGCAUGAUGCGAAGCGGCAGAAGACAGAGGAGAAUUUGAUUCCGGAGAAUGUGUUCCUUGCACAGCACCCGGGUCCAGUGCGAGUGGUGGUUAUGCUUCCCUCGGUGGAGGGAGAGCCGGCACUCAAUGGCCAGAAGGUGGAGGUGCUGGUGUCGUCACUCAGCGAAUCAACGGGUGCAUUCAAAGAGCACAUUGCGCAGGCUCUGGGUGGCAGUGUGCCGGCCAACAAGCAAAAGCUCAGUGGCAAGGCGGGCUUCUUCAAGGAUUCACUCUCGCUGGCGCCCACCACUGCGCCUACAUGUCUCGGCUUCGGGAAACAGGGAACAUCAACCCAAGGCGGUACCAGAAGCAGCAGAGGCAUCAGCGCUAUCCGGGGCGGGGAUGCAGGAGAAGGUGUGGAAGGAAGAGCAGAGGGGAGAGUGGAGUCAGGAGGGGGUGGUGCUGCCUGGGCUGCUGAUGUUGCUGGGUCGGCGGACGGGUGGGUGGAUACGGGGAACGGAAGCAGCAUGAGCAUGAGCAUGAGCAGCACGCUUUCCAGUGUGUCUGGUAGCUUUACCUCCUUGGGCAGUGGUGGGGUGUAUAGCGACACUGACAGUGACACCGAGGACGACAAUGCUGCAGAUUACACUGCAAUUGUAAACACCCUCAGCGGCGCGGCUCCCAGCACCAAUAGCAGCAGCAGCAGCAGUAGCAGCAGUAUGAGCAGCGGCGGCGGCAGCGGCAGCAGCAGCAGUGACUCGGAGGAGGGCGAGUUUAUCGGGGGGGACAUGUGCGCGUCGGCGACGGGCGUGGUGCGCGUGCAGUCGCGGAAGAAGGCGGAGAUGUACCUGGUGCGCACGGAUGGCAUCAGCUGCACUCGCGAGAAGGUUACUGCUUCGACCCUUGCCUUCUCGCACCCCUCCACGCAGCAGCAGAUGCUCAUGUGGCGCACACGACCUCGGACUGUUCUCCUGUUGAAGAAGCUUGGCACGGAGCUCAUGAGUGAAGCCAUGGAGGUAGAGCUUAUGAGUGAAGCCAUGGAGGUGAGGGGGGGUGGGUUUGGUAGUGGGAGAGGGGGGGAGAAUGGUGUGCAGGUGACCUACUCCCACCCCUCCACUCAGCAGCAGAUGCUCAUGUGGCGCACGCGCCCGCGCACGGUUCUCCUGUUGAAGAAACUUGGCACGGAGCUCAUGAGUGAAGCCAUGGAGGUGGCACAGUUCCUACAGCGCGAGGAGGGCAUGAACGUGAUGGUGGAGCCGGAGCUGCAUGACACGCUCGCCCGUAUGCCCGGAUUUGGCUUCCUGCAAACCUUCUACGCCCAGGACACCAGCAAGCUGCAUGAGAAGGUGGACUUUGUGGUGUGUCUGGGGGGCGACGGGGUCAUCCUGCAUGCAUCCAACAUCUUCAGCUCCUCCGUACCGCCCAUCGUCUCCUUCAACCUCGGCUCCCUUGGCUUCCUCACUGCACACCCGUACGAGCAGUUCAAGCAGGACCUUAGGGCAGUCAUUCACGGGCAGGAGCAGACAGCAGGCGUGUACAUAACGCUGCGCAUGCGCCUCAAGUGCGAGCUCGUGAAGGGCGGCCAGCCGGUGCCGGGGAAGGUGUUUGACGUGCUCAACGAGGUCGUGGUGGACCGCGGCUCCAACCCCUACCUCUGCAAGAUCGAAUGUUAUGAGCGCAGCAAGCUCAUCACUAAGGUGCAAGCAGACGGGGUGAUAGUCGCAACGCCCACGGGCAGCACUGCGUACUCCACUGCUGCUGGCGGCUCCAUGGUGCAUCCCAACGUGCCGUGCAUGCUCUUCACGCCCAUCUGUCCGCACUCCCUCUCCUUCCGCCCCAUCAUUCUGCCCGACUCCGCCAUCCUUGAACUGCGAGUCCCUGCUGACGCGCGCAGCAACUGCUGGGUGUCAUUCGACGGGAAGAAGCGUCAGCAGCUGUCACGGGGGGACUCGGUGCGCAUUUCCAUGAGCGCGCACCCUGUUCCCACCGUCAACAAGCGUGACCAAACAGACGACUGGUUCGCCAGCCUCGUCCGCUGCCUUAAUUGGAACGAGCGCAUGGAGCAGAAGGGAUUCAACACUGUCUUCUAG
Molecule: messenger RNA, 4245 nt
Organism: Closterium sp. Yama58-4
Lineage: Eukaryota; Viridiplantae; Streptophyta; Zygnematophyceae; Desmidiales; Closteriaceae
Source: the annotation of a GenBank genome assembly